This is a messenger RNA of Elephantulus edwardii (Cape elephant shrew), 591 nucleotides long. RefSeq names its product loss of heterozygosity, 12, chromosomal region 1 (gene BORCS5). Gene Ontology annotation, biological process: organelle transport along microtubule; positive regulation of anterograde synaptic vesicle transport; lysosome localization. The transcript has 4 exons. Lineage: Eukaryota; Metazoa; Chordata; Mammalia; Macroscelidea; Macroscelididae. Bases 1 to 591 code for a protein of 196 amino acids. The record is from RefSeq and is a predicted model, not a curated record. Gene Ontology annotation, cellular component: BORC complex; cytoplasmic side of lysosomal membrane; synaptic vesicle membrane.
AUGGGCAGCGAGCAGAGCUCCGAGGCGGAGAGCCGAUCCAACGAUCUGAACUCCUCAGUGACCCCUUCUCCAGCUAAGCAUAGAGCGAAGAUGGAUGAUAUUGUGGUUGUAGCUCAGGGCUCUCAGGCCUCACGGAAUGUCAGCAAUGAUCCUGAUGUCAUCAAGUUACAAGAGAUUCCAACUUUCCAGCCUCUUUUAAAAGGGCUCUUGAGUGGCCAGACUUCCCCAACAAAUACCAAACUGGAGAAAUUGGAUUCUCAGCAGGUGCUCCAACUCUGCCUCCGAUACCAGGAUCACUUACAUCAGUGUGCAGAGGCCGUGGCUUUUGACCAGAAUGCUCUGGUUAAGCGAAUCAAAGAGAUGGAUCUCUCUGUAGAAACCCUCUUUAGCUUCAUGCAGGAGCGUCAGAAAAGGUAUGCCAAAUAUGCGGAGCAGAUCCAGAAAGUCAAUGAGAUGUCUGCCAUCCUCCGCCGCAUACAGAUGGGCAUUGACCAGACUGCGCCCCUGAUGGAGAGGCUCAACAGCAUGCUGCCUGAGAGCGAGAGGCUGGAGCCCUUCAGCAUGAAACCAGACCGAGAGCUCAAACUGUAG